Messenger RNA from Acinonyx jubatus (cheetah), 5206 nucleotides. It is a transcript of the gene MYLK4, whose product is annotated as myosin light chain kinase family member 4. The record is from RefSeq and is a predicted model, not a curated record. Gene Ontology annotation, biological process: positive regulation of apoptotic process; intracellular signal transduction; protein phosphorylation. The transcript has 15 exons. Gene Ontology annotation, molecular function: protein serine/threonine kinase activity; ATP binding. The coding region runs from base 1087 to 3015 and encodes 642 amino acids. Lineage: Eukaryota; Metazoa; Chordata; Mammalia; Carnivora; Felidae. Gene Ontology annotation, cellular component: nucleus; cytoplasm.
AUGUUAUUUAGCAUUUAAUAUUUCCAAACUCCAUGCAUUUAGCAUUUAAUAUUUCUUUGCAAAAUUAUUAUAUCUUGGACCUGUUUUCUUUUUAAUAUGUUAAUUUUAUGUGGCUUCCUGAUCCAAUGUGGGUACCAUCUGCAAUUAUAUAUUAUAUUUAAGUCAUAGUUUGCCUUAGAAAUAACUAUGUAUCUUUAUCCUUAUUUUAAUGACUUUUGUUUCAGGGCAAUUUGAAGGAAUGCUACUAUUAAUCUAGGUAGUAUUGAACUCUGGUUGAUACUAUUCACAUUUUAAUGUUUGAAGUAAGGUGUUUGUGUAGUGAAGUAGAAUUUUGUAGAGCAUCUAUUUUUAAUAAUUUGGAACUCGAAGUAUGUAUGAGUUUUACUAUAUGAGUUGAGAAAAUAAAAAAUGAAGUCUUGUGGAGAUAAGUGCAGAUGAUGUUAAUUGGAGCAAAAGCUGGAAGCAAUUUUCAGAACAUCUCCAGCAGGGGGCCUCAGCAGUCAGCAGUGGGGUACCAGCGGUAAAUUCAAAUCAAUCUUUCUCCCCAAGUCCCCCACUAUCAAGUGUGUGGACACAUACCUAAGUGUAGAUCUGUAGUAUCAGAGCAGUACUAGGUGAACUACUUAAUUUGUAAUGAAAGUAUUUCAAGGAAAGCACGAGGAUUUGAACUUCUUGAUAACUAGCAGUUAAUGACAAUGCAAAGAAAGCUAUCUGGAUAUCUAUCUGUUAUCUGCGUGAGAGGGCUGCGAGGAAAUUUAUUUUUUUUAAAUGUUUAUUUAUUUAUUUAUUUAUUUAUUUAUUUAUUUAUUUAGGGUCAGGGGGAGGAGCGGAGAGAGAGGGAGAGAGAAAGAGAAUCCCAACAGCUCCUUGCUGUCACCAUGCCAGGAAGGGGCUCCAUCUCAUAAAAUGUGAGAUCAUGGCCUGAGCCGAAAUCAAGAGUUGGACUUCAACACUUAACCAACUGAGCCAACCAGUCAAGAGGAAGGCACUCUCAAAGCUCAUGAUUGCGUCUUAAUUUACAAAUCAGAGACAGAGGGAGAUGAAAACCACACUCCAGACAGUAACUUAAUCGGUCUCACCACCAAGAUGUUAAAAGUGAAGAGGCUGGAAGAAAUCAACACAUGUUAUAACAGUAACACACUGGAGAAAAUGGCCUUUUUCCACUGCAUGGAAAAGGUUGAGAAAGUGAAAUGUUUUCUGGAAGAAAGUUCUAGUGAACAGGAUUCAAGAUCUGGAAAGAAUGAGGGUAAGGAGAAGGCCCAGUCACACCCUGGGCUGAAGGAAACGGCACCUAUCAAAGGCAAAAGGACAUUGGCCCUCACAGAGAGAUCUUCCCAGAAGAACCAGCUCUCCUCUGAGAAGGAAAAGGUUAAUAAACUCAACAAGAAAAAUUCUGAGAAGACCAAUGCCUCUCUAGCUCAGAGAAGUUUUGUCACAUUUCAUACAGAAAGACCUCAAGACGAGGUAGAAGAUUUUGCCCUAAGAAAUUCCAUAGAGUCAAGAGAAAAUAUAGACACAAGAGACAUUUCAAGCACAGAGAGACUGAACAGACAAGAAAAGAUUAGUGCUGGAGAUGAUAAACAAGCCUCUGUGGAUAAAAAUGAACUUCCAGUGUUCAAAGGAGAGAAAAAUGGGCUUCGUUCUAAGGAAGACACUAGUGAAAGAGAAGUUGAGAAAAAAGGAGGACCAGCAAUUGCAAAUGAAACAGUGUUGGACAAGUGUUCAAAUAAAAAGCAGUAUGUUGAUAAAACUAAUGGUGAUCAAUUCUAUGAAAGGUGUAUCAGCAAUGUAAAAGCCAUUUUUACAUCACGAAUCCCGGAAAAUUCAGCAAUAGCACCCAUUUUCCAGAAUGCUGAGCAAGCGAAGCAUAUUGGCAGCAGCAAGCGGCGGGUGACGGAGGAGUGCUUCAUCAAAGAGGACAACAAAAAGAGCAGAAUAGAUGUAGCGAGUACAGGUGAAGGACAUGCAUUUAGGACACAGGAAACCAGACAAGCCCAGGGGAGCUUACAAGGCAACCCCCUGGAAUCUGCUGGAAUUAAGACCUCCAGACAGCAAGAUCUGGUGACCCCAUUGGAUGAUGUCCCAGCUCCUCCUGCCCCCUUCAAUCACCGUAUCGUGACAGCCAAGCAAGCAGCAGUCAACAGUUUUUACACUGUGAGCAGAACUGAAAUUUUAGGAGGGGGGCGCUUUGGCCAGGUACACAAGUGUGAAGAGAAAGCAACAGGUCUGAAGCUGGCAGCUAAGAUCAUCAAGACCAGAGGCACAAAGGAUAAGGAUGAAGUAAAGAACGAGAUCAACAUCAUGAACCAGCUGGAUCAUGUGAACCUCAUUCAGCUCUAUGAUGCCUUUGAGUCUAAGAAUGACAUUGUGCUGGUCAUGGAGUACGUGGAUGGAGGGGAGCUGUUUGAUCGCAUCAUCAAUGACAACUACAAUCUGACCGAGUUUGACACCAUCCUGUUCAUCAAGCAAAUAUGUGAGGGCAUAAGACACAUGCAUCAGAUGUACAUUCUCCAUUUGGAUCUGAAGCCUGAGAAUAUCCUGUGUGUGAAUCGGGAUGCUAAACAAAUAAAAAUUAUUGAUUUUGGAUUGGCCAGAAGAUACAAACCCAGAGAGAAGCUGAAGGUGAAUUUUGGAACCCCAGAAUUUCUUGCUCCUGAAGUUGUGAACUAUGAUUCUGUUUCCUUUCCUACUGACAUGUGGAGUGUGGGCGUCAUUGCCUAUAUGCUACUGAGUGGAUUGUCCCCCUUCCUGGGUGACAAUGAUGCUGAGACCCUGAACAACAUCCUGGCCUGCAGGUGGGACUUACAGGAUGAAAAAUUUCAGGACAUCUCAGAGGAAGCCAGAGAGUUUAUCUCCAAGCUUCUGAUUAAGGAGAAGAGUUGGAGAAUAAGUGCAAGUGAAGCUCUCAAGCACCCCUGGCUGUCAGACCACAAGCUCCACUCCAGACUCAUUUCACAGGUAACCAAGAAGAAGAAGAAUUGCUGCUCUAAUGCGAAGGACCUUGUGACCAAAUAGUCCAUGGAAGGUGCCCAUUUGAAAGGAAAACUGCUGCGGUUGCUGCUGCUUUGAGAAGAUUUUUGGAAAAAUCAGCAGUUCUGAUGCCUUGACCCCUGUGAUGACGGGUGGCCCUGGGGGGGCGGUGGAGCCGCUGCACUUGAACUCUGAGCGCCCAGUUAAGGGGGACACCUAGUCCUGUGGUCCAGGGGGUGCAGACAAGCCCUGCAUCCCUUUCCUCAACUCCCCAGACCCCAUGGUAGUGCACAAUGGGAAAGAUGCUUCCCUGCCAUCUUGAGUUUUCAAUUUUUAAUUUUUGAUUUUAGACACUGGGGCAGGGGGUACAUUAUUUCUUCUCUUUCUCAGCUUAUUAGAGCAAUCAUACCGGACAUUUAUUUGAGACAUUUAAAUCUGGAGGAUACAUUUAGAGGGAGAAAACUGCUUCUAGUCCUUAAACUAUGCCUUUCAAAGGGGGCCAUCAUAUCGCCAGAAAAAAAUUCUGUCUUUUACACCCUUGAGCAUUUAGUUCUCAGACUCUAUUAUUUUUAUUUGGUCUGAAAUCAGGUGAAUCCAACUGAUAAAUAAUUUACUUUCUGGAACACAAACUGUUUUUGAAUCCCGAGGCAAGAGGCAUCAGACGUUAUAUCUUCCAUAUAUCCUGAACUUUCUCCAAGUUCAUCAGUUUCUUCUGAGUAGCUGAUUCUACUUUCAAAUGCGUGACGUGCAUUUCACAAGACACUCCCUGCUGUCUUCUGAUUGUACAUUUGCUUGCAUGAAAUGCUCUGGUUUUCACAGGUGGAGCAAGAGGUAUCUGUUUAUGGUUAGUCUUUGGAAUUACAACCUUUGGAAAAAUGUUGAUAGUCACAAGAACUUUCCUCAUGCUGCCAUUACCAAUGAGACAUGGGCCGUGUGCAUGCCAAGGAAGGACAGUGCUUUGCUUCCAGUGUUGCAAUGACUUGGGAAAUAGCACUCAGGCUUCUGGGUAAAUUCCAGCAUUUCUGAAGACCGGUAAUCUCACCUACGUGGAGUCUCACAUGGCUUAGUGGUUGUGAAGAAAGAACAUCCAGAAAUCAACGGUGAGGGGAACACUGCUGCUCAGUCUUUGGAUAUGAGAAUAACUUCCAGUUGGAAGCUUCUUCUUGCUCCGGAGCUCAUGUGGCAUUUCAUUACAGAUAUUUAAUAAUGGACAUGAGCCUGACUGUAUACAGCACAGAAGGGCAUCGGGCCUCUCAAGGGUGAAACAUGUGCAUCAUUUCUUUACGAAGAGGAGGCCACACAAAGCCACACUAAAUUCCUAUUACACAUCCAUCAUCAAGCUCACUAUUCAGCCUCUUAAGUUUUCCUCAUAUUUCCCAUUUCCAAAUAACUCCUGUGUUGAGAUCAGCUAUAAUAAUGUCUUUAUUUUUAGCUGUAAAUCAUUCUAGGCUCUGGUAGUCACAAUAGCAGUGACAUGAAAUAAGAAUGACUUGAUGGCCAUGUUAGUGAGGGCAGUUUUAACUGGCAUUGACUUUUCUCCAUUAUUGCUCAUAUGCACCUAGUGGAUGCUUAUAGCAUGCCCACGAAUAACUAAAUGUGCAAUGUUCUUAUUCUCAUGUGUAAGGUAAAAGGGAAGUAGAGACAGAAGAAAAUGUGUAAUUUAGUUAGGACCAUAUGCCAAUUUAGUGGUCAUGCUAGCUAUAAAACUGACUCCUUUCUAGCUUUGCUCUUACAUUAUGAUGCAUUUCUUUUUUCCUUUGGCCUAUGCAUUUAUCCAAGGUUGGUUUUCUCCUGUUCCUGUUAUGUGACUGUGCUUAAAAUGGUUAAUUUGGUUUCCUUAAAAAAACAAACAAACAAACACGUACACACACACACACACACACACAAACACAACAAAGCCUUGUGACUGAAGUGUUAUAUUACUGUGCUAUCUUUAGCUGAUGGUAUUCAUUGAGGCUGGAAAAAUACAAGUCCGUGCAUGCAUUAAUACUCAGACCACAGAGAGCUGGCAUUCACUCAAAUGCUAAAUAAGACGCAAGGGUCUGAUUUGAAACCCCUCAUGGAAGGGCGUUUUCUGUCCUGUGGUGUGGAAUCUCUACCAGAUAGAGCAGGAGAUCUUUUGCAUCCAACUCUCAUCCUGACUCACGCUGGCAGAGAAGCUUUCACCAGACCCCAACACACGUGGGACAGGCAGCUUAGGCCAAAUGAAGGAACGAUUUCUUUGACAAAUCAAUCC